This is a messenger RNA of Acanthosepion pharaonis, 729 nucleotides long. The record is from the annotation of a GenBank genome assembly. Lineage: Eukaryota; Metazoa; Mollusca; Cephalopoda; Sepiida; Sepiidae.
AUGUGGUUCCCUCUUAUAAAAAACUACCAUAAUUCUCAUUUCUUCCUUUGUCUUUCAUUUCACCGUCCCGUUGUCUUUCGUUGUCCCCUGUCUUUGUCUUUCGUUCUCCCCUAUCUUUGUCUUUCAUUUCACCGUCUCUUUGUCUUUCGUUGUCCUCUCGCUUUCAAUAUCCCUUCCGUCUCUCUUUUCUUAACUCCUCCUUUUGCCUUUUGUUGUCUCCCCUCUUUGCCUUUCCUUGUCUCUUUCCUUUGUUUUUUGUUGUCCUCUAACUUGCCUUCGAUGCCCCCUCUAUUUGUCUUUCGGUGUUCCGUGCCUUUGUCUUCCGUUAUCCCCACCCUUUUGUCUUUCGUUGUCCCCUUCCUUUGUCUUUCGUUGUCUCCUUCCUUUGUCUUUCGUUGUCGCCUUCCUUUGUCUUUCGUUGUCCCCUUCCUUUGUCUUUCGUUGUCCCUUAUUUUUUUCUUUUGUUCUCGUUCUUUGUUGAGUCGAUUAUCUAUCUAUCUAUCUAUCUAUCUAUCUAUCUAUCUAUCUAUCUAUCUAUCUAUCUCCCCUAUAAUAAUACAGCGCAGUGUACAGUGUCAGAUGUCGAAGGAGCCGCGUGGCGUAGUGAAAUCAAUCGUUCAAAAAAAGACAGUUAAGGCCAGUCAACGCCAUUGUCGUUAUGGGAAGGCAGAUUUCUCAUUUGAUGUUACCGCUACCACUGCCUGCUCUUCUCCCUAUCCUAUAUUUUGA